AUGAUUCGUCGAGUUCGUCAGCGCACGAAAAGGAAGGUCGCCAUCGUAGGCGCAGCAAAAGUAGCGGCAAAAGCUAUCGACAACAGAGAAAUUCAAGUGUCAGUGAAACAACAGAUUCAUCUAGGUAAUUAUAUUAUGGAUUUUGUCAUUUUAACAAUUUUAUAGUGUCAAAUUCAAUCUUUUCAUGCUAUCUGCGUAUAUUUUCCAUUGAUACUAUUACUUAUUACCAAAUUAAAUAGGCACAGCGAAGAUGAAAACCCGAAGGGGAGUCGCAGAUAUCGUUCACAAAGCCUCAUAGAACAGAAAAAGAAGACACGUGGCCAAAGUAGUCGCCGUUCUCGGAAGAAAUCACGAUCUAGGACUCGUUCACGCAGUCGGUCAAGACAGCGCAGUCGGUCAAGACAGCGCAGUCGGUCAAGACAGCGCAGUCGGUCAAGACAGCGCAACCGGUCAAGACAGCGCAGUCGGUCAAGACAGCACAGCCGGUCAAGACAGCGCAGCCGGUCAAGACAGCGCAACCAGUCAAGACAGCGCAACCGGUCAAGACAGCGCAGCCGGUCAAGACAGUGCAGUCGGCGCAGGCGAAAAUCAUCGAGUUCCAGUCAGAAUGGUGGUAUAG
This is a messenger RNA of Paramuricea clavata, 619 nucleotides long. NCBI's taxonomy places the organism in Eukaryota, Metazoa, Cnidaria, Anthozoa, Malacalcyonacea, Plexauridae. The record is from the annotation of a GenBank genome assembly.